AGGAUUCGCCGGACCGAAUCCAGGGCCUGGGAGGAGGGUUUCCCCCGGAGGGCUGCAGCCAAGGAACUCGGGGAAGAGGAUGCUCCCGGCCCUGGGCCCGGUGAAGGCAGCUCGGACUCACCAGGACCUGCACCGCGAACUGCGCCUUGCCCACCGCAGGGGCUUGGCCAGCAAGACGGAGCUGCAGAAGGUUCUGGAACAGCGGGAACAGCGCAGGGCGCAGGAUGAGCCCCCGGGACACUCCCCACUCCAGCGAGAGUUCCUCAGGAGGCAACAGAAGAAAGAGGAGCUGCUGAGACUGGAGUUGGCGGCCCGGGCGGCAGCGGAGGGGGCGCCCGAGUUCGUUCAAGUGAAGGAGCGGCUGCGGAGGACGCAGGAGCCACCGAGCCCGGAGUCCGAGUCCCUGGAGCCCAAACACAGCGCACCCGCCUGAGGAAAGCCGUCCGUCCUAACCCAUCCUCGCCACCCCGUCCCAACCUGCCUCCACCUUUCCGUCCUACCCUCCCUUCCCCCGGGAGAUCAGUUUACAGCGUGCUUUAAUGGUCUCUGUAGCCUGCGGUGUACCGACUGUGUACCUCACCCCUCAA
Mobula hypostoma (lesser devil ray) is the source of this 587-nucleotide messenger RNA. Its product is annotated as protein FAM107B. The record is from RefSeq and is a predicted model, not a curated record. NCBI's taxonomy places the organism in Eukaryota, Metazoa, Chordata, Chondrichthyes, Myliobatiformes, Myliobatidae. Bases 80 to 433 code for a protein of 117 amino acids. The transcript has 4 exons.